AGAGCGCGGAGAGGGACCAGGCAGGCGCCGGAGGGGACCCGCGCCGAGAAGGAAGAAGCCCAAACAAAAACGCUGUCCGGCGCCAGGCGCCCACCUACAAGCCCAAGCCGGUGCUCGGCCAGUUACAAAAGAAAUGGUCAGGAUCUGGACAACGAUAAUGAUAGUAUUAAUCCUAUUAAGAAUCGGCCCAAACAAACCCUCGCUGUCAGGGCGACAGGCGCCCGCCCAAGCCCAGACCUCGGACCUGGUUCCGAGCCUGUUCCCGCUGGGUCUCUGGGCGCCCGGUUUCUGCACCUGGAGCUCGCCCGAUGAGGACAGGGUCUGGAGGCCGGCCUGGGAACAGGGGCCGAAGGGCGAGCCGGACCCUAGGGGAUUGAGGCCGAGGAAGCCGGUUCCGGGGACGGGGAACAGGGACUCAGGGACCAGAAGGCGGCUGCAGGACGCGACCGAGCAGGACCCCAGGCCCGGGAACGACGUCGCGAGCGCCGAGACUGCCGGGCCUCCCAGCCCAGCUGGCAUUCGAGCGCAGGACCGGGCGCCCCGGCACCGCCGCGCGCCACCCGCUAGGAUGCCGGUGGCCCCAGCGCCCUCAGCCGACGGAGAGCCGCUGCAGGAACGCGGAGGAGGCCUUUUCCACCGCACCGGGAGCGUUUACAACGGGCUGGAGCUGAAUACCUGGAUGAAAGUGGAGAGGCUGUUCGUGGAGAAGUUCCAUCAGUCGUUUUCCUUGGACAAUUAACAAGUUAGGCUUCCGCAGUGCCAGGGCCUGGGGACGCUGGACGUGGGAGAGGGUUGUGGUCGUUAGCCUGGCAAAAUCAUUCUUUUAAACAAUAU
Pan troglodytes (chimpanzee) is the source of this 834-nucleotide messenger RNA. It is a transcript of the gene C9H9orf47, whose product is annotated as chromosome 9 C9orf47 homolog. Bases 134 to 739 code for a protein of 201 amino acids. NCBI's taxonomy places the organism in Eukaryota, Metazoa, Chordata, Mammalia, Primates, Hominidae. The transcript is spliced from 3 exons. The record is from RefSeq and is a predicted model, not a curated record.